AGUCGGGGUGCGGGGAGAGCUCGAAGCAGAAGAGGGAGAACGAGGGUGAGCACGCUGAGCAGUCGUGCGUGCGCUCCGCUCUGCGCCACAGGAUCGCCCAACGAAGCACAAGCCAGCAGGGUCGCGGUCCUGAGGACAUUGCUGCCACUCAGGCGUGCAGAGAACCAACCACAGAAUCUGGAGGUCGAAGCAGCCCCGAAUCGGGGCAGUUUCGGGACUCGGAGGGUGCGGAGGAAAAGCGAAGCCAGAACGCAGAUCCCAGACUCCGGAGGAGAAAGGGCAGUGGAUCACGGUGCCGGCACGUCGCGAGCCCCAAAGCUCCCAGAAUCGUCUGGAUCGCGCGCUGCGCUUCGCAGCUGGACGGCACGCCCCCCUUAGCUUCCGCACCCUUCCCUCUGGGCGCCUCCUCACCUGACCCCGGAGGAACUUCCACCUGAAAAGGUACAGGACAAAGCCAGGUACCCGGCGCCCACCAUGCGUCUCAACAGCUCCGUGCCGCAGGACGCUCCUGGCGAACCCGGAGCCCAACCCUUCCCGCGAUCGCAGUCAGGACUGGAGGCCAUGCUCCUGGCGCUCGGCUUGGGCAAUGGCUCUGGAAACACCUCGGAAUCUGUCCUGGCAGCGCCCAACAGCGACCUGGACGUGAACACUGACAUCUAUUCCAAGGUGCUGGUGACCACUGUAUACCUGGCGCUCUUUGUGGUGGGCACUGUGGGCAACUCAGUGACAGCCUUCACCCUGGCGCGGAAGAAGUCACUACAGAGUCUGCAGAGCACUGUGCACUACCACCUGGGCAGCCUGGCGCUGUCCGACCUGCUCAUCCUGUUGCUGGCCAUGCCUGUGGAGCUGUACAACUUCAUCUGGGUGCACCAUCCCUGGGCCUUUGGGGAUGCAGGCUGCCGUGGCUACUAUUUCCUGCGCGAUGCCUGCACCUAUGCCACAGCCCUUAAUGUAGCCAGCCUGAGUGUGGAGCGGUAUUUGGCCAUCUGCCAUCCCUUCAAGGCCAAGACCCUCAUGUCCCGCAGCCGCACCAAGAAGUUCAUCAGUGCUAUAUGGCUAGCCUCGGGGCUGCUAGCUGUGCCGAUGCUCUUCACCAUGGGCCUAAAGAACCGCAGUGCGGAUGGCCAGCACCCCGGCGGCCUGGUGUGCACACCCAUUGUGGACACAGCCACCGUCAAGGUCGUCAUCCAGGUUAAUACCUUCAUGUCCUUUGUGUUCCCCAUGUUGGUCAUCUCCGUCCUAAACACUGUGAUUGCCAACAAGCUGACCGUCAUGGUGCACCAGGCCAACGAGCAAGGCCGGGUGUGCACUGUGGGCAACCAGAACAGUUUACAGCACAGCAUGUUCAGCAUGUCCGUCGAACCUGGACGUGUCCAGGCCCUACGCCACGGAGUCCUCGUCUUACGUGCUGUGGUCAUCGCCUUUGUGGUCUGCUGGUUGCCUUACCAUGUACGGCGCCUCAUGUUCUGCUAUAUCUCGGAUGAACAGUGGACUACGUUCCUCUUCGACUUCUACCACUACUUCUACAUGCUGACCAACGCCCUCUUCUACAUCAGCUCUGCCAUCAACCCCAUCCUCUACAACCUGGUCUCUGCCAACUUCCGCCAGGUCUUCCUGUCCACGCUGGCCUGCCUGUGUCCCGGUUGGCGGCGCCGAAAGAAGAGGCCAACGUUCUCCAGGAAGCCAAACAGCAUGUCCAGCAACCAUGCCUUUUCUACCAGCGCCACGCGGGAGACAAUGUACUAGGCCCUGAGAAGGUUGGGAGGGGGCCUCAGCUUGUGAGCCUUCACGGGGUUCACUAGUGGCCAGUCUAAACCAUGCCGGUGAGGCUGGGGCUCCCUGCCUCUAGAGGCUUCUUUCUUUACACUUUCUCUUUCCUUUCUUCCUCUGCUCCCCUCCUCCCCAGUCCUCUAUUCUUGCUCUCUAUCCCGCUCCUACCUCCAAUUUAAAAACGAGAACAGAGGCCGUUUCUCUCUCUGCCCCUCAAAAGGUCUCCAACAAGAAGAAAUUAGCACUCACCAAGGAUAGCUUCCUUUGUUCCCACGCUAAUGGAUGCUUAGAAAGAAGAAAUGAAAGCACCACAUUGGGACCCAUCUGUUGGGUAGACGGGAUGCUGUAAUCAUAACAGCACCUUGUAGCUGCACCAGCUGGGCCAGACACCGUCCGAAGCUGAACUUGGGCUCAAAGUCCACAGGCAUAGGCUCCAUCUCAGCUUCCUCAUGCCUCUGCUCCUGCCCUGGUCCUGCAGAUCCUGUGGCUCUCUGUGAGCCUCAUGUCCAGACCCUUCCUGGGCAGACUGGCAGACUGCCUCUCCCUGAGUGGUCCAGAGAAUCCCUCAACAUUUUACUUAAGGCUCAGGGCCACAGCUGAAAGCUGAGAGGAUCCAGGCCUCUGUCUCCACCUUGGACAGCUAUGGCCCACUAAAGAGACCCAAGUUCUCACAUGCUCAGAGAGGACAAAAGGCUGACCUGGACUCAUACAGACCUGGACUCCCUCUUCUUUAGGCCUGUCCUCACCCAGGACAAUCCUCAAAUGGCCUUGCAGGGAUACCUGCACUGCGACCUUGACCUAUUGGAUCUGCAGAGGGCUGGCAGAUAGGUGGGGCCCAGCCUCCCCUGUCCAGGUGAUUUUGUGGGGGGAUACAUAGUCCUGUGUCUCUUAGACAGCUGUAUAAACUAAGGUCUGGCAGCUGCUGGCUUCAGGACGGGACUCCUGAGAAGGGUACUGAGCCAGGUCCUCAGCAAGUUGCCAGGGUCUGAGACUUUGCAGGUAAGGAGAGGCCAGUGCUCCAGCAUCCAGCUGGCCAGCAGCCCCGGACUGAAGCAUAUGCCAAUUUGUUACCAGCUGCCAAGCAGCCGCCCUGGCCCAGGUUCUAGGCGCCCGGAAAAGCAGGCACCCUUCAUCUCUGGGAGCUGUCUCCAAAUAAGACAGAACCAUCGAGCCUCCAGCCAAGAAAGUUGGCUGAGCGCUUGGAGACAGUCCCAGGAUGCCCUGGACCAGCAAGGGAGGAGUGGCAGGAGGGCCAGAGAACUAAGCUCAGCCUUUUGCAAAAAGAGUCUUUGGCCUCACUGUCCUGAAGAGAAAUGAAUAAGUGGGCGGUUGGCUGGUGAGAACAGUACUGCUUUGGGACUUGGAGGGAGUAGUCAUGACCUGGGGCUAGCCUUCACUCCCUCUGGGCUAUAAAACAACAGGUUGGUUAUUGGGGUAUCUGUGAUCACCCAGAUAUAGCCACUGUGCUACUUGAACCCCACAAAACACCACUGCCAACAAAAUGACCCUUCAGGUCAUCAAAGGCAGGGCCUGGCUGACACCAGGAAGAUGUGAUCAGCCCAGAGGGAUCCUCCCCAUCCAAGAACUGUCUACAUGGGAGCCCUCCCAGACAGUGAGUGGGUCGCAGACCAGUGCUUUUGCAUGAGGAUAUGGACUUAUACCCUGACCAGGCAGUCCAGCCCUAGGCCCCCAUCCUGGGUUCCCAGACCUUGGGCAAACCUUUUUUCUGAGCCUCAAUUUUCUCAUCUCAGCUGACUGGGACUGUCUUGAAGGACCCAGCCUAGAAUAAACAGAAGAGAGAAGCCCCGAGGCUGGGUAGAGCCAAUGCCCUGUUAUACAACCUCCCAGAAGUGCUGUGGCUGUUCCCAGAAGUCCUUGCUGUGGUCUUUAGCCUCUUGUCUGUGCUUGACAUAGUUAGGGACAUAAGUCCAUGCCCCACCAGACACACCUAUGACCUCGGCUUGGUAUUCUCAGCUCUGGGCCAAGUUCUGGAGGCUGACCUUAGUGUCCUGGGUCACAAAUCCAGAGUCUCAUGAGCCCAGUAGUGAUGUAGACACAGGUCGUGUGCCCUCAAACAUCCACCAGAAUACCCCCAGCCCACCCCCACUGCAAUCAAGGAACACUCUCCCCCAUGUGUCCCCCGUAAAGAAUAAAGGAAAUUGUGGACACCCAG
Myodes glareolus (Bank vole) is the source of this 3943-nucleotide messenger RNA. RefSeq names its product neurotensin receptor 1 (gene Ntsr1). NCBI's taxonomy places the organism in Eukaryota, Metazoa, Chordata, Mammalia, Rodentia, Cricetidae. Gene Ontology annotation, cellular component: plasma membrane. The record is from RefSeq and is a predicted model, not a curated record. Gene Ontology annotation, molecular function: G protein-coupled neurotensin receptor activity. Gene Ontology annotation, biological process: neuropeptide signaling pathway.